This is a messenger RNA of Diversispora eburnea, 345 nucleotides long. NCBI's taxonomy places the organism in Eukaryota, Fungi, Glomeromycota, Glomeromycetes, Diversisporales, Diversisporaceae. The record is from the annotation of a GenBank genome assembly.
AUGGUUCACCAUCGCCCAAAAGCGUUAACUCCAUCUGCGGCUAGAACCGCUGAACUUAUGGAAGCUCGUGCGAAUUUUCGUACAACUUUUGAAGAAAGUCUUGGCUGGUUCAAUUCCGUAAAGCUAGAAGAAGGAGUUUAUUUUCAAGCUCCGGAUAACAUUUCCGCGGCGGAUUCUUUAUAUCAAAAAUUUCAAAAUGUAUUAAAAGAGAUUAUUGAUUCGGAACCUGAAUUGGCAGCAACAGUAAAAUCGGGGGAAAAAGAGUUAGAAGUUUUGGAGGAUCAUCAGAAGGUGUUAUGUAAUUUUAAAAUUUUUCCUCAAAGAAUUAAGGAUAACCAGAAAUGA